Molecule: messenger RNA, 891 nt
Organism: Moesziomyces antarcticus
Lineage: Eukaryota; Fungi; Basidiomycota; Ustilaginomycetes; Ustilaginales; Ustilaginaceae
Product: aromatic ring-opening dioxygenase family protein
Exons: 2
Coding region: 1-891 (296 amino acids)
Molecular function (GO): oxidoreductase activity, acting on single donors with incorporation of molecular oxygen; zinc ion binding; ferrous iron binding
Source: RefSeq, a predicted model, not a curated record
AUGCCGACAGCAAUCAAGUCAACGAGCAACACCACUCCCGUGUUCUUCUUCAGCCAUGGCAGCACCAUGAUGCUCGGCGAGCAGAGUACGCCGGCGCAGUACUGGGAAGAGAUGGGCCGCGAGGCCAUGCGACGCGGGAUCAAGCGUGUCAUUAUGAUGGGCGCGCACUGGGAAUCGCCCACCGACGAGAUCCUCGUUGCGGCCAACCCGACCAAUCCCAAAAAGCAGCCCGUGGCGUGGGUUGAGCCCUCGCGCUACGUCGACUACAAGAUCAACUCUUCCCCGCGUCUGGCAGACGAGGUCGUGAACCGUCUACAGCAGAACGGCAUCAAGGCCAAGACCGAUCCGGAGCUCGAGUGGAUCCAUGACACGUUCAUCAUCCUCUGCUGGAUGUUCCCCGCGACGACCGCGCAUCCUCAAGGCCAGUGUCCCGAGGUGACGGUGGUGUCGGGUCUCUCAGUCUACAAUGCUCCACUCCUUGUGGACGUUGGCAAGGCUCUUCGAGACUUCCGCAACGAAGACACGCUCAUUAUUGGAACAGGAGGCACCGUGCACAACCUCUACCGCAACAACUGGAAGCAGAUCACCAUCUUCCGCGACAACUUUGCACAGCCCCUCCCGCCGGCCAAGUGGGCACUCGACUUCAGGACCGAGGUCGAGGAUGCGGUCGUCAACAACUCUGGCCCUGCACUCAUCAAUGCGGUGCUCAGGCUCAUGCGACACCCGCUCUACAGAGAUGCGCACGCCACCGACGAUCACUAUGCUCCGCUGCUGUUCGUCGCAGGUGCGGCUGGCUCGCUCAAGGACAAGGGCAAGAAGAACAAGAUCACCGCAGAGUGCUGGGAGCUCCAGAACAUGUGCAAUUCGCAGUUCCAAUUUGGCAGCUGGUAG